Molecule: messenger RNA, 1630 nt
Organism: Aspergillus ibericus CBS 121593
Lineage: Eukaryota; Fungi; Ascomycota; Eurotiomycetes; Eurotiales; Aspergillaceae
Product: metabolite transport protein
Exons: 3
Coding region: 97-1527 (476 amino acids)
Biological process (GO): transmembrane transport; carboxylic acid transport
Cellular component (GO): plasma membrane
Molecular function (GO): carboxylic acid transmembrane transporter activity
Source: RefSeq, a predicted model, not a curated record
UGUCUUCCCCACCCCGUGCCUGCAGGAAAAGCGUUCCGUCGACUCUCUCACGCCCAGACCAAGCCACUGGGAGGCAUCUGGUCUGACAUCUGCGAGAUGGUGGAAAGCACGGCCCCGAACGCCCCCCACAAAGCGGAGAAGACGGUGGUGGCCGACAACGAGGUCGAGACGGGGUCGCAGCGGGCCUACCGUCCGACCCGCUGGCAGAGUAACUUGACCAUCCUGAGCUGCUAUAUCGCCAACUUCAGCGAUGGGUUUCAGAACCAAUUGGCCAACCCCACCAAUGUCAUCUUCAAGAAACUGCUGGGGUCCGCCGGCUACCCCGCCGAAAUGAAGACCCGCAUCAGUAACUCGCUCCUCAUCGGGGCCAUCUUGGGCGUGGUGGUGUUGGGAUACGUCUCCGACAUGGCAUCCCGGCGGGCGGGCCUGCUCUUCACCUCGGGGCUGGUCACGAUCUCGACCCUGAUGGCCGCCCUGGCGCUGCAGGUGCACCCCUCCUACAACAUGCUCUGGUACUUUGUCAUCGUCCGGGGCAUCUGUGGCUUUGGCGUGGGGGGUGAAUACCCGCCCAGUGCCGCCGCCGGGUUGGAAGAGUCCGACGAUUUCAAACGCCGUGUUCGCGGCCCCGUGUUUGUGUCCUUCACCACUCUGAUGGCCACCACCGCGGGCCCCAUCCUGAUGAUCAUCUACCUGAUUUGCCUCAAGGCCACGGACAACAACCUCGCCGUCACCUUUCACGCCAUGUACUCCAUUGCCACCAUCCUGCCCGCCAUCAUCAUGGUGCUGCGAUUCUUCAUGACCGACUCGACCCUGUACCACAACUCCAACUUCAAGCGCCAGCGGAAACCCGCCCGCUUUUACUGGGUGCUGGUGAAGCGCUACUGGAAGCGCCUGUUCACCACCUCGCUGGCCUUUUUCCUGUACGACUUCAUCAACUUCCCCAACAGCAUCAUGUCGAGCUCCAUCAUCUCCUCGCUCGUCAAGGACGGUAACAUCCAAACCACCGCCAUCUGGCAGGUCAUCCUGGCCGUGCUCCCGGUGCCGGGCGUCAUCAUCGGGGCGUGGCUCACCAACGCCAUCGGCCGUCGGGGCACCGGUCUGGUAGGCUUCGGCGGAUACGUCGUCCUGGGCUUCAUUAUCGGCGGCACCUACGCCAAGCUCUCCAAACACAUCGCCGCGUUCGUGGUCCUGUACGGCCUGCUGCAAGCCUUUGGGCAUCUGGGCCCCGGCGCCACGAUCGGACUGAUCUCCACCGAGUCCUUCCCAACCGCCAUGCGCGGCAUGGGAUACAGUGUGGCCACGGCGUUUGGACGCACGGGCGCAGCAGUGGGCACGCAAUGCUUCACGCCGCUGCAGGACGCCGCGGGCGACAGCUCGACGUUCUAUCUGGCCGGCGGGGUGGCCAUCCUGGGGAUGAUCGUGUAUUGCUUCCUGCCGGAGAGCGGCAAGCUGGAUCUGAAGAAGGAGGAUCGCGAGCUGGAGGAGUACCUGGCUCUGCAUGGAUUUGCCAUGGAGAAGGAGUAUUAAAGGGGGAGAUGAGGGGUUGCGGAGGAUGGCAGUGGGUUGGGUGCUGGCUGAAAAAGAACUAUGAGAUAUGAUAAUGACGUCGCGAUAUAAUAGAUAAUCUCGC